GUUGUCAAGGCCCAUGAGUAUAUUUACAAGCAACAAAACACUGUCGACGGUUCAAAGGUUGAAGACACUCUUGGAGAGGGUUCUUUGGUACCUAUCUUGAAUCAAUUUGUCAAGAAGCUUGGUCCUUUUGGCUUCAACUCAUUUCAAAUACUUGUCAUUGACUUCAUGCAUGAAUGUGACUUGGGCACCUGGAAGUCACUCUUCACU
Messenger RNA from Suillus subaureus, 207 nucleotides. RefSeq lists its product as uncharacterized. The record is from RefSeq and is a predicted model, not a curated record. The transcript is spliced from 2 exons. Lineage: Eukaryota; Fungi; Basidiomycota; Agaricomycetes; Boletales; Suillaceae. The annotation marks the transcript as partial.